This is a messenger RNA of Pseudomyrmex gracilis, 542 nucleotides long. Its product is annotated as 40S ribosomal protein S12-like. Gene Ontology annotation, biological process: translation. The record is from RefSeq and is a predicted model, not a curated record. Gene Ontology annotation, cellular component: ribosome; cytosolic small ribosomal subunit. Lineage: Eukaryota; Metazoa; Arthropoda; Insecta; Hymenoptera; Formicidae. Gene Ontology annotation, molecular function: structural constituent of ribosome. The coding region runs from base 87 to 512 and encodes 141 amino acids. The transcript has 5 exons.
CGACCCUCGCGCCUUCCGCCUCGUGUGUUUUGCCGCCAUCUUUCUCUUUCGCCUUGAGGUUAACUUUCAGUUGAUACAUUUGAAAUAUGUCGGACGUAGAAAAUGACGACGUGUCACCGGCAGUGGCUGCCAGUGGCAGUAUGGAUGUUAACACGGCGUUGCAAGAAGUGUUGAAAAACUCUCUUAUUCACGAUGGUGUCGUACAUGGUCUUCAUGAAGCUGCCAAAGCAUUGGACAAAAGGCAGGCUAUGCUUUGCAUCUUGGCAGAUAAUUGCGAUGAACCAAUGUACAAAAAGUUAGUACAGGCAUUAUGCAAUGAACAUCAAAUUCCUUUGAUAAAGGUAGAUAACAAUAAAAAAUUAGGCGAAUGGGCUGGACUGUGUAAAAUCGACAGCGCAGGCAAAGCACGUAAAGUUGUUGGCUGUUCCUGUGUUGUCAUAAAAGACUUCGGGGAAGAUACACCAGCUAAGGAUGUUCUUUUGGAAUAUUUGAAACAAAAUACCGUACAUUAAACAAUUUUUAAUAAAUUUACACACAACAUA